This is a messenger RNA of Penicillium cinerascens, 1281 nucleotides long. RefSeq names its product FAD-dependent oxidoreductase. The record is from RefSeq and is a predicted model, not a curated record. Lineage: Eukaryota; Fungi; Ascomycota; Eurotiomycetes; Eurotiales; Aspergillaceae. The transcript has 5 exons. The coding region runs from base 1 to 1281 and encodes 426 amino acids. Gene Ontology annotation, molecular function: FAD binding.
AUGCAGACCGAAAAAAGACCCCCCUUCAAAGUUCUCAUCGCCGGCGGCUCAAUCGCGGGCCUCACCCUCGCCAACGCCCUCGCCCGCGCAAAUAUUGAUUUUCUCCUACUAGAAAGCCACAGCCGUAUCGACGCUUCAAUUGGUGGUGCGUUGACAAUCGUCAGUAAUGGAUUACGAAUCCUCGAUCAAAUGGGUAUCUACGAUGAUAUCAGCAAAUACCUCGAGCCGACAGGGGAUAUAUACACAUAUUUGAAGGAUGGGCGAUUGUUAGGGAAGAUGGAUACGCCAAGAGUCAUGCAGAAACGACAUUUUUAUCCCGUCGCUUGGUUGCCGAGGGAACAACUGUUGAGGAUAUUGUAUGAACAUGUACCGGACAAGAACAAGGUGCUGGUGAAUAAGAGGAUUUUGAGUGUUGAUCAUUCAGAUGAGGGUGUUGUUGUGCGUUGUGAGGAUGGGAGUGAGUACGCCGGCAGUAUGAUUGCUGGUGCGGAUGGGAUUCAUAGUACGAUUCGGGGAGAGAUGUGGAGGUACAUGGAGGAGAGCAAGAAGUGGAAAAUCAAGGCUAAGAAAGAUAGGAAAGCUAUGACGGCUGAAUACGCUUGUAUUCUGGGAAUAUCUCGUCCGACAGAGGGUCUCAAACCGGGCGAAAUCCAUCGGACCUGGGGUAAGGGCUUCACAACCUUUGUGAACGUCGGGAAAGGAAACCAGGUCUUCUGGUUCAUCUUCACCAAGAUGGACCGCAAUUUUCAAUAUCCCGGGGUACCGAAGUUCACGAGAGAGGAACUAGAUGCGCGGGUUAAGACGUUUCUGGAUACGCAUGUCGGUGCGGGUAUCAAGUUUGAAUCGGUCUAUGAGAAUGUUACGACUAGUGCGUUUGUUCCACUCGAGGAAGGAACUUGUCAAGGCGCCAGCCUAGCCAUCGAGGACGCCGCAUCACUAGCGAACCAUAUUGUGUCUAUGGUCAACAGCACGAGUGGUAUGCCAUCGUCGGUUGAUAUCACUGAGACACUCCCGAAAUGGGCAGCGGGUUUAAGACCAAGAGCGAAAGCAAUCUGCGAUGCAGGAGCUACUUUCACAAGAUUAGAGGCGCUGGCGAACUGGCCGCUCAAGUUCGCUGCGCUGUACAUUUCGCCCCACAUCGGAGGUGUUUUCGCGGAUCUUGUCAGUGUUUGUGAUAUUGGCGCACCAAGGUUGAAUUUCCUGGCAUUGCCAGAGAGGGAGGAUGAUUCUGUGGCGACUGAGAAAGGAGCAAAAGAACGGAAGUGGAAGGGAAUUACAUGA